Messenger RNA from Panicum hallii, 1316 nucleotides. RefSeq lists its product as uncharacterized. The coding region runs from base 279 to 1316 and encodes 345 amino acids. NCBI's taxonomy places the organism in Eukaryota, Viridiplantae, Streptophyta, Magnoliopsida, Poales, Poaceae. The record is from RefSeq and is a predicted model, not a curated record. The transcript is spliced from 2 exons.
CCCUCCUUUUUGGGUAUGGGGUUUAUGCACCAGCUUGAUCCAAAAUUGGGCUUACUUAGAGAUUCGUAGUUCGUAAGAUGGGCCGCCUGGAGACGAAGAUCCACGAGAAUGGCAGAAUUAUAAAAUUUUUAAAGCCGAUCUUUCGAAAUUGAAGAUACAGGGACUCGUAUCUUGUUUGUUGCUAUUUGGUUUUCAGAAACGGGACAAGAUACGUCUCUCGUAGCUUUGAAGAAGGUGUAUCCUAGUCUAGUCUACUAGGAUCGAUCCGAUCUAAUGGUAUGGGAAGCACAUGCAAGUAUCGAUUGAAGAAGGGAAAACCUCGAUCGAGUUCGCAACGUAGUCAAGAGAGAGUAAUGGGGUCGUCAAAGAGGAGGAGGAAGAACAAGGUGAAUGGCGGCGUGGACGACGACGACGAAGCCAGCAGCGGCAGCCGCGCCCGCGACGGCCUGCUCUACGCGCUGGUGCAGAGGCUGCAGGUGUGCCGGCCGGUGCUGGUCCUCCGCAAGGCGCUCGUCAGGUCCUACCUGAGCCGGCAGCAGAACUACCUGGGCAUCACCCCGGCCGAGUACGACCGCGGCUUCCGCCGGCCGGGGCUGCUCACCGGCGACGAGCACAGCGGCGUGCACCGCGCGGGGGGGCUGCCGGUGCGGGCGCUGGACCGCCGCGGCGUCGAGUACGUCACGGUGCUCGCCCACCUCAAGAAGACGUACCGGCUCCGCGCCGGGUGGGGCGGCUUCCUCCGGAACGCCGGCCUGCUGCAGGACGACGACAGGCACGUCGGCGACGUCGUCGAGGUGUGGGCGUUCCGAUCGCCGGCGUGGGGCGCCAAGCUCGGCCUCGUGCUCCUCCACUACACCAAGGAGGAGGACGCCCAGAUGACGAUGGCGGUGGCCUCCAGGGGUUACCGUCGUCAGCAAGUACGACGGUUGGCUCCUCCACCCAUCGUCGCCGCGGAGGAGGACGACGACGAGGAGGCUACCGCCAUGUCGGCCGCCGUCACCCUUGUGUCCAUGAAACGCAAGCGCAUCCUGAAAGGCUUGCUUGCCGAAACCCCCGAUCGACGCACGAGAAGCGCCCCAGUUGAAUUGAAUAUAUGCAUCCCCGAAGCCGAAACGAUCGAGCAGCCACAUCCCCGCCACCACGCAGAAUUGCAGAUGCCGUCUCUCCUCCGUACUCUCCUGCCGGCGCCAUGGCAUUCGUGGCUGCCAAUCAAUAAGGUUUUAAAUCUCCGGCUACAACUGUUUGAGAGAGAUUUAGCUAAAUUUUUCACGUACAACUUAGCUCUUAGCUACAGCUAUAGUCUGUUUUUGACAUAG